GCGAUGAUGGCGCCAGUUCCGGUUUGUUUGGAUGUUUGGAAUAUUUUCAGAGGGCAUCUUACAACCUGUAAGGUUAUAUUUCACUGUUCAAUAUCAUAACAUAACGUUGUUUAUCUCUUAAAAAUAUAAAACACUAGUGAAAUUAUUUGAGAAACUGGGUUUCUGGAGAGAGUUGAUGGAAAAGUAUGUGUGUAAUGUGGAAAAUGGUGUAUUAACGGAUGUUUUUGGAGAUUGUGGAUGCACCAUUGGAUCACCUGUCCUACUGUUUCCACGUAAUGCACUCGAUUGUUUGGUAGUUCGGGGUAUUGCAAGAUGAACAAAAGUAGCAUGAAUACCCCACAAUCGAACAAAAAGAAGAGGAGCAGGAUGGGAGUGAAGAAUGAUACGACUGCUGCGGCUAAUCAGGAAGUUCUCAGUCCCCAGGAAGCCACACGUUUUGUUCUGAUGAAUCCUCUGGGCGACGACCUAGGGAAAACCUACAAAAUCUCCAUAAACAACGGUAUUCCAAUAGCAUCAAUAGAUGACUUUGACAUGGAUGACAAGAAGCUACUGUCUCAGACUCUUGAGAAAGAGAAAGAGGACAAAGCAAUCCUGAGUACGCUACCAGUAGCAGUGGUGAAGGAACUGGAGGGUUAUGAGGACCAAAUUGGCGAGGCAGAGCCCCUGCCAAAUUCUUAUGUAAGAUUUAUGGAGAGGAGUGGAGAGGAACUGGAUGGCGAAGUUGAGUACGACCUGGAUGAAGAGGAUUCCGCCUGGUUGGCAGUUGUCAAUGAACGAAGAACCUCGUCGGGUCUACCUCCAAUGGAGCCAGAUACCUUCGAACUUCUGAUGGAUAGGUUGGAAAAAGAGUCAUAUUUUCAACAGCAGAGCAAUGGCGGUGGUGGUAUAGCUGCUGAUGAAGAUGCUGUUUGCUGCAUCUGCAUGGAUGGAGAGUGCCAGAACAGCAACGCCAUAUUAUUCUGUGACAUGUGUAAUCUGGCUGUCCAUCAGGAUUGCUACGGGGUGCCUUAUAUUCCAGAGGGUCAAUGGCUUUGCAGGCGAUGCCUCCAGAGCCCCUCCAGGGCGGUAGAUUGCGUUCUGUGUCCAAAUCGUGGUGGAGCAUUCAAGCAAACCGAUCGUCCAGCAACCUGGGCACACGUAGUCUGCGCUCUCUGGAUACCAGAAGUUCGUUUUGCCAAUACAGUGUUCCUCGAGCCCAUCGACAGCAUCGAGAGCAUACCUGCGGCCAGGUGGAGGCUUGCUUGCUGUGUCUGCAAGAGAAGAAGUGCCGGUGCCUGUAUCCAGUGUCACAAGAGCAAUUGUUAUGCUGCCUUUCAUGUGACUUGUGCCCAGCAGGCAGGUUUGUGCAUGAGAAUGAGAACUGUACAGCCGGCCAAUGGGGAGCCCAUGCUGGUGCAGAAGACUGCUUACUGCGAAGCACACACACCGCAGGAUUUCCAACCCUCCACCAAUCCUGCUGAAGCUAGAAGACGGGCUAUUGCGAAUAAAAAGACGUCUUCAGCACCGGUUAUAUCCAUUCCCACUAUUCCCCCAGAGAGGAUUAGAGAAAUUGCAAGCCUCGCGGAAGGUCUUCCCAAGCGAAGUCAGCUCAUCCAGCGCCUGAUAGCCUACUGGACCCUAAAACGUCAGCACAGAAACGGCGUUCCCCUCCUUCGCCGUCUCCAGAGUUCCCAUCCUCAUGGCAGGCCACCACCCUUGGGCGGUCAUUCACCCGCUCCCGAUGGUGAACUCCGGGGUGAGCUCUAUCGUCAGCUAAAAUACUGGCAGUGCCUGCGCCAAGAUCUGGAACGAGCGAGAUUGCUGUGCGAGCUCGUUCGUAAACGUGAGAAACUCAAGAAAGAACUCUUUAAAGUGAAGGAAAAGUGCCUGUGGUUUGAGCUCAGACCCCUGGAGAGUGUUCUCCAGACAUUGUUGGAAGCUAUCAAAGCUAAGGACACUAACGACGUCUUUGGACAGCCCGUCAAUAUCAGCGAAGUGCCGGAUUAUUUGGAAAUUGUCUCCCAGCCGAUGGAUCUGUCGACAAUGGAGACGAAAAUUGAGAAACAAGAGUACAAUAGUCUCUCUGAUUUCCAGAGUGACUUUACCCUCAUGGUGAACAACUGUCUCGCCUACAAUCGCAAGGACACAAUGUUCUACAGAGCUGGACUCAAAAUGCGAGAGCAGGGGGGAGCACUUAUUGAUCAGGUUCGCAAAGAUUACCCUGAACUCGACCCUCAUCCUCCUGCUGGUAAUCCACCGGAACCAGUAACGAAAUCGAGGAAACGAGAACGAGUGAGUAGAAGUCGAACGGAGUCUGAGAGUCAGAGUGGAGAGAAGGAAAUUGUCGGGGUAAAUCGAAGAACAGCUGUUUUAUUCACGAGAAAGGCCAAGGCGAGAGCCAGCAAAGGGGGACACACACCUGUUAGUGAGGAGGUCAAGAAGCAGACCGACAGCUUCAGGGUCUACAGGAGUGGCAAUAUGGACAGUGAUAUUGGAGAGGGAGAUAGUCAGUCCUCGAGCUGCAGCAGCUGUUCCACGAGUAGAUCGACAACACCUGAACCUGAUGAAGAGGAGGAUGAGGAGGAGGAAAGUGGUGAGCAGCAGGAGGAGGAGGACGAUGAUGAGGAGGAUGACGAAGAGGAGGAGGACAGUGAACCUCCGCCUUCUCCGAAGAAGACUAAGGACAACGAGAAGAUCAAAGUUAAGAGUGAGGGUCGUCUGGAUGCACUGACACUCGUCUGGGCCAAGUGUCGGGGCUAUCCCUGGUAUCCUGCCUUGAUCAUUGACCCUAACACUCCGAGAGGGACUGUUCAUAAAGGCGUACCAAUUCCAGCGCCCCCAGAUGAUGUUCUCGCACUUGCAGUUAAUUAUAAGGAUCCGGUGCAUCUUGUUCUGUUUUUCGAUACCAAGAGAACAUGGCAAUGGUUGCCAGGUGAGAAAUUAGAGAAGCUCGGGGUUUCCGAAAAAGUCGACGAAGCCAAACUAAUCGAAUCUCGAAAGCCUGCUGAUCGGAAAGCUGUCAAGAAGGCGUAUCAGGAGGCGCUCCAUUAUCGCAAACAAACACAUAAUACAGCAUUCAGUACAAUAUCAUCAUCGUAGUUAAUGAUAUUAAAAUAAAUAUCUUUUUUUAUCAGAAAUGCAAUUUCUUCAUAUCAAAAAACAGACGAAAUGAAUAUAAACAUAAUUUUU
This is a messenger RNA of Diachasmimorpha longicaudata, 3168 nucleotides long. It is a transcript of the gene Br140, whose product is annotated as bromodomain-containing protein homolog. Gene Ontology annotation, biological process: regulation of transcription by RNA polymerase II. NCBI's taxonomy places the organism in Eukaryota, Metazoa, Arthropoda, Insecta, Hymenoptera, Braconidae. Gene Ontology annotation, molecular function: protein binding. Gene Ontology annotation, cellular component: MOZ/MORF histone acetyltransferase complex. The record is from RefSeq and is a predicted model, not a curated record. The transcript has 3 exons. Bases 313 to 3078 code for a protein of 921 amino acids.